Molecule: messenger RNA, 1146 nt
Organism: Drosophila albomicans
Lineage: Eukaryota; Metazoa; Arthropoda; Insecta; Diptera; Drosophilidae
Exons: 3
Coding region: 102-1097 (331 amino acids)
Cellular component (GO): chitin-based extracellular matrix
Molecular function (GO): structural constituent of chitin-based larval cuticle
Source: RefSeq, a predicted model, not a curated record
AUUUUGCUAUUGAAAGUGCGCGGAAGUUCCCGGUUAAAGCAAAUUAUAGAUAAGCAUAUUACAGACACACAAAUGUGCUUGGCGGCUCAUUAAAAUUCAGCAUGGAAACAUUGUCAAACAAUCGCAUAUUUCGGCAAUGCUUGGUUCUGCUGCAAUUGCUGUUGAUCACAAAAGUAUACGACGUGUUGGCCACGCCGCUGCGAACUGAAAGUGCAACAUACUCGAAGACAGCGGCCACAAAUCGCAGCGAACCAAGCAAAACGAGCAACUAUUUUCUGCAUCAGCCUUACGGUCCCAAUACGUAUGCCUUUGGCUAUGAGGUGGAAGAUGCACAAACGGGAAAUGUGCAGUUUAGAGAUGAGCGUCGCUAUUUGAAUGGCAGCAUCGUGGGCAGCUUUGGAUACGUGCGACCUGAUGCUCACAUUCAAGUGACACGCUACAGAGCCGACGCUGAUGGCGGCUACUUGGCGCACUCACAAAGCUACGCUCCAGGGGAGCAACAAGUGGACACCAUUUGGCCCACGAAGCUGCCUGAUUUUCUGAGAGAUCAACAUAAAAUGCAGCCAGCAAACAAUGUGAGUUGGGAUGCCAAGCAACAUUUGAAUGUGAGCGUGGACGACGUGGAAGAUGAUGUCGCAGAGAAAUUGAAACAACAACAUGGUCUUGACUUGUUUCACAUUGAUGUGGCGCAGGAUGUGCUCCAGCCCGCAGUCCUAGAUAUAGUCAAUGGCAAGACACCGCUGAAGCAGCAACCCAAUGGCAGUUUGGCCUUUGAGACGCUUCAGAAAGUGGUGCCCAACGAGCUGCCGCUUGUGCCAUUCGAAUUGCCAGUCGAAGAACUGUUAACAAGGGCAACAACGACAACAACAACAGCCACAACUGAGUCAUCGGUCGAGCUUAGCAAGUACGAUAAAGCCAAGAGCAAUAAUGCCGAAAAGGCACCACAAAUAACAGAGUCCGAUUCGAGUGAACUAUUGCCGCCCAGGCCAUUGGUCAAUAACGUUAGCAACAGCUCGAAUUGGUACAAGCAAAUCAUUGAAGCAAAUCGUCGUGAAUUCCUUGAACAUUUACCAAAUUUGAAUAAAGUAAAUGUUUGAAGAAACACAAGUAGGAAAGCUACAAUCGAGUGUCCACGACUAUGAAAUA